Limulus polyphemus (Atlantic horseshoe crab) is the source of this 1864-nucleotide messenger RNA. RefSeq names its product kazrin-like. Gene Ontology annotation, molecular function: protein binding. The transcript is spliced from 9 exons. The record is from RefSeq and is a predicted model, not a curated record. The annotation marks the transcript as partial. NCBI's taxonomy places the organism in Eukaryota, Metazoa, Arthropoda, Merostomata, Xiphosura, Limulidae.
GGGUUUAUUUGGUAUUGUUGUGUAUUUCCAGAUUGUACACACGAAGAUGUAAAUCAGUUAGAAGAACGCCUCUCCCAACAAGAAAAACUAAACUACAAACUCAGUCAACAGAACCGUUCCCUCCAGAGGGAGUUAGAAGAACUGAGGUCUCAUAAAGAGAACACACAUGCGCAAGAGGAUGAGCUCCGCCCCGAGAAGGAACGGCUGGAAACUGAACUUCUUCACGCCAAGGAAGCUCUUGGAGCUUUAAAGCAAGACCGUAAGAGACUGAAGAUGGAAAAGUUCGACCUUUUGAAUCAAAUGAAGCAGUUGUAUAGCACCCUGGAAGACAAGGAGAAGGAGCUGAGGGAUUUCAUCAGGAACUACGAACAGAGGAUGAAAGAAAGUGAUGAGAAUUUGAAACAGCUGGUUCGUUCACGGGAAGAAAGUGAGCAGGAAAAAUGGAACAUCAUGAAGCAUGCGCGAAAUGAAGCUGAACGUUCGGUAGCCCUGUGUGCUCAGCUAGGCCUAAAGGACGCCCAUAUUAGACAGCUUCAGGAAGAGUUGAACAUGUUUCGAGAUAGGAUGGGCUAUUCUUCUGAUGUCGAGAGUUGUAGAUAUGGCCGCACUAAUGGCUAUCAAAGUCCGAGCAUGGUCUCUACUGGUCAGGCUAUGAAUGGCCGUGACAGCAGCAAUGCCCCCACACCAAUUCCAACAUCCGACCCACCAUCGUCAUCUGUUGGAACCCCAGCUAUAACGGUGGACGAAGACCAGAACUCCAUUUAUUGCUCUGCUUCAUCACCAAGAGACGCACAGCGACCGUCUCUUCCCGGCUUGUCUCGUUCAGCCGAGGAGAUCUACGUCACCAGCAGUGGUAUUUCUGACGUCAGCAGCACCAUCAAGAAGACGCGGAAGAGAAAGGAAGGAAAAGGAACUUGGGGCUCUAUAACGCGUGUCUUUUCUAGAGGGCGCCACCGUAAAGGCUUAGAUCCAAACAUGUUUGACAGUAAGCAAAUUCUUCUAGAGUUGUCUAAUGGAGAGAUGGAAGCUGGACUUGGAAUAACCAAUGCAAUGCACCGAAGGAAACUUCGACUUGCGAUUGAAGAACACAGAGAUCCAUCUUCGUCCUUGAAUCCAAAGAUCAGCUUUCUCUCUCAUAUUUGGGUAGUCGAGGAAUGGUUACCAAGUUUAGGCUUAGCCAUGUACAGUGAGGCUUUCAAGUUUCAACUCGUGGAUGGGAGGGUUCUUGACACGCUUAACAAGAAAGAUCUUGAAAAAUAUCUCGGCGUCUCUCGAAAAUUCCAUCAAGCUAGCCUUGUGCAUGCCAUUCACUUGCUUCGUAUUGUGAAAUUUGAUAAACAGGUACUGGAACAACGACGAUCACGAUGUGAACACAUGGACCUUGACCCCUUGGUUUGGACCAAUCAGAGGUUUAUUAAAUGGGUUCAAAGUAUUGAUUUGGUGGAAUAUGCAGAAAACCUUAAGGAUAGUGGUGUCCAUGGUGCACUGGUCGUGCUGGAGUUAUCAUUUACUGCUGACACUAUGGCAACAGCUUUAGGCAUUCCGACUUCAAAAAACAUUAUACGAAGACACCUAACAACAGAGCUAGAAAACUUAAUUCAGCCAGCUAGGUAAGUGAUCUCAUAUAUGUUAAACAACAGAGCUAGAAAACUUAAUACAGCCAGCUAGGUAAGUGAACUCAUGUAUAUUAAACAACAGACUAGACAACUUAAUUCAGCCAGCUAGGUAAGUGAUCUCAUAUAUAUAUUAAACAACAGACUAGACAACUUAAUUCAGCCAGCUAGGUAAGUGAUCUCAUAUAUAUAUUAAACAACAGACUAGACAACUUAAUUCAGCCAGCUAGGUAAGUGAUCUCAUAUAUAUA